Clarias gariepinus (North African catfish) is the source of this 2573-nucleotide messenger RNA. It is a transcript of the gene cnksr1, whose product is annotated as connector enhancer of kinase suppressor of Ras 1. The record is from RefSeq and is a predicted model, not a curated record. The transcript has 21 exons. The coding region runs from base 43 to 2403 and encodes 786 amino acids. Lineage: Eukaryota; Metazoa; Chordata; Actinopteri; Siluriformes; Clariidae. Gene Ontology annotation, molecular function: protein binding.
UCCGAGGUCGGGACGGGAUUAAACGCUCCUCAGACUCCGCUCAUGGAGCCCAUAACCACCUGGAGCUCGGACCGAGUCAGCGCCUGGCUCAAAGGUCUGGACGUGUCUCUGCAGCAGUACGAAUUUGAACAGUGGCGGCUGAGUGGCGUGGACCUGCUGCAGUUAAACUCGCAGCAGCUCGAAGAACUCGGCGUGCACAAGAUGGGACACCAGGAGCUCAUCCUGGAAGCCGUGGAGAAACUCUGCACCCUGACUUAUGGUCCCAACGGUGAGAGCGUGUACAGCGUAGCGGAGAAGUUGCGCGCUGUGGCUCAGUCGCUGCAGAUGGGUAUUCAGAGUCGAUGGCGUGUCAAUACGUACGACGGGCUCAAAGCUACGGAACUGCCCGAUCAGGAACUGCAGCUGGUACUGGAUCUCAUCGCCGGAGCCAAGACCAUGUAUUCCAUGCUCAACAGAUACCAGUACACAGAGCUGACUGGUUAUACAGGCUUUAAGAACAUCCUUGAUCUGUGUACAGGUCUGAGCUCUACCAUGCAAAAGGACAACACUGUGUUAGAUAAGGAGAAGGACAUCAUUUCAGUGAGUCGUCAGUUGGUGGCGAUAUGUGAUGAUGUUCUGAGCGCUGCUCCUAAAGAUGUACUGAGCCACACACCUCAGCUGCAGAGUGUUGAUCUGGUGCCGGUCCUGCCCGGAGAACAACUGGUGAUUGAGAUCACCUCCACGUCCUCUAGCCAACACUACGUCUCCGGAUCAGCUGUUGAGUGUACAACAGAUUCCAGUGAGAAGAUCCUGGCAGGUGACGAGGUCAUUAAGGUCAACGAUCAGAUCGUGGUGGGCUGGAGCAGGAAGAACCUGGUGGCCAAACUUCAGGAGAACCCGAAUGGUGUGACGCUGCUGCUGAGACGCCUUCCCGCGCUGCCUGUGUCUCACAAACCCAAAGACACGCCGACUCAGGUUGCCAUAAAGAAGGAGGAAGACGAGGAAGAGGACGAGAGCAACAGACCCGAGCAACAGGUGUUCGAGCGAGCACCGACGUCGGUGCGCUCGUACUCGUUCAGGGCUGCCGUGUCCCCAGAAGGACAGGAGCUGACGGGACAAGACGAGCCGGAGACUGGUGAUCACAGACUUGAUGGAAAUCAGAGCCUUGGUGUUCGCACACACCACCUGCGUACAGGUACUGGAUUAGAGCGCAGGAGUUCGUCUCUCCUCAGUCUGGACUCGAGCAGGGCAAGAGUCGGAUCCUGGCCUGACAUGGGGGCCGGUGUGGAAGAAAAGGAGCCCAAGAAGACCUCCUAUAAAGGCACAAGGACAGCGAUGAGCCGCAGGCGGGUGUCGUGCCGUGAGCUGGGCCUGCCGGACUGCGACGGGUGGCUCUGGAAGAAAAGGAAAGAGAUGAGCGUGUUCAUGACGCAGAAAUGGCAGCGCUUCUGGUUUGUCCUUAAAGGAGUUACGAUCUACUGGUACACCAGCCAGCAGGAGGACAAGGCGGUCGGGAUGGUGAAGAUCGGCAGCUACAGCAUCGAGAGCGCCGGAGAACACAAGAGGAAGUACGUAUUUAAAAUGUGCCACCCGCGCUUUCAGAACUUCUUCUUCGCUGCCGAUAACGUUACAGACAUGAGCAAGUGGAUCAACUGUCUGAUCACAGCCAUUCAGAAAUAUAAGAAGUACCAACAGAAUACAUUAGACAGCGAAGCUGAGUGCUACAGUGAAACCGAGUCGGAGGAGGACGGCUCAAACUCACCACGCAUUUUAAAGAAAAAACCCUCCACGAAGCCCCAGUCGAACACACUUCCUCGAACCCUGGGCAGGAAAAUUAAACAAGGGGGAGCUGCAGCAACCAUAUCACCAGCAGGGGGCAGUAAAGCUGCAGGGACGGUGGAUGAGAUGGGCGAGCUGUUUAACAAGCUGAAGGAGGGAGGAGUGUCUCUGAUCGGCCAGAAGCAGCCCGUCACUCACGACCAACUCCGCAGGUCAUUUAUCAGACGAAACAAAAAUCCCGUCAUCAACGAGAAGGUCCACACACUCCGCGCUCUUCAGAGUACACUCAAGGCGAAGGAGGCGGAGCUACAGCUCCUCAACAAGCUUCUGGAAGAUUCCAGUCUGACGCCGGUGAAAUACCGCCAGUGGAAGCAGCACAACGAGGACCUCCAUCAGGAAAUCGAGAAACUCGCGACGGAGAAGAAACGAAACCAAGCGACCCCGCCGGCGGAAACCGUCCCCUCUUGCCAUGGCGACGGAGCACGCAGACUCAGCCUGAGCGACGGAGAGCAGCUAGUGGACGCCGAGUUGCCUAGCGAUGCAGACUCCGCCCCUGAAUCUGGGCAUGGACACUUAGCAUCGUGUACUGACCCACGUAGCGAAAGAGCAGGCAGCAGCUACUCGGAGAACUACUUCUACAUCUGAGCCAAUGGGUACUGACCUCGCGCCUGCCCGUUUUGGAACGCUGACCAAUCAGAGCCUUCGAAACUUUAUGGAAAAGUGGGCGGGUCUUCAGCUGCUGUGGAAAGCGUUUUCAUUUUCAGACCUUGUUCUUACAAGAAAUGAUCGAUGUCGGUGUUGCUAAGCAACCGUAA